GGCGCAAACAAGACGAAAGUGGGGGAAAGAAACCAGAGCCAUGAAGUAGAGCUCUUGAGUCUUGACCUCUGACUUUGAGAUGGCAGUUUCUCCAAAAAAUCUCCACCUUCCUCCAUCUUCUUGCUUCAGCUCCAAGAUUCCAUCGUAUCCACUCUCAGUUGCUGCUUCAACGAUUCGAGUCUCCACGAAAUUCGGUUCCGUACGAGUCCGUUUCAGCCGACGAUCGAUCGUCAGAUACAACGAUCACGCCGGAGAAGAUGAGGAGGAGGAAAAUUGGAGCUUUGAGGAAGCAGUAACGCUUUUCAACAAGAGAGAUUAUUAUAAAAGCCACGACGCACUUGAGGCUCUUUGGAUCAGAGCUGAGGAGCCAACUCGAACCUUAUUCCAUGGAAUUCUUCAAUGUGCCGUCGGAUUCCACCAUCUCUUCAACAACAACCAUAAAGGAGCGAUGAUGGAGCUAGGAGAAGGAGUUUGCAAGCUAAGGAAGAUGAAUUUCGAAGAAGGACCUUUUCACGAGUUCGAGCGAGAUGUCUCUGCCGUUCUUGAAUUCGUUUAUCAAACUCAGCUCGAACUCGCUGCCUGUUCAGAAGAUAUGUGUGUGACGAUGGAUCAAUCGGACAGAUCUUAUCAACUGUUGGGUGGUUAUGCAGCUGGAGAGAGUAUAUACAGCUUAGAGACUGUGGUCGAUUUCAACAAUGGAAUGUCUGAAACAACUGCUAUACUCUUCUCUCCUUCAAGUUCCUCCCCUGAGCCAACACGGGUUAAGCUCCCAACCCUAACCGCAACCGAUAAGCAUCUUCUUGCUUUUACAGGAGACGAGAGGUUCUAAGGCAAUGAUCAAAAUUGGUUCUUAAUUGUAAAUCCACGAUUCAAAGAUAAUAGAAGCUGUUUUUUUUU
Messenger RNA from Eutrema salsugineum, 897 nucleotides. RefSeq lists its product as uncharacterized. The record is from RefSeq and is a predicted model, not a curated record. Lineage: Eukaryota; Viridiplantae; Streptophyta; Magnoliopsida; Brassicales; Brassicaceae. Bases 80 to 829 code for a protein of 249 amino acids. The transcript has 3 exons.